AUGGUCAGAUGUGGGUAUGCUAAAUUUGUUAACGGGGUGGCUUGUGGAGUAACUAUUGCAUCAAGCGAGUGCUUGACGUUAAAGCAGUGUUCCAGAAACAUCAAACCCCAUUUAAGAGGACUGAAAGUGGUGGAUAAAAAUCUAAAGGACGAGAUACAGUUACUUUUGGGGCGAGCAGGUAAGGAAUGAAUAUUUUAUUUUGAUAUAGUUAAGUACAUUACUGAAAAAUUUUAACACAAAAUUGGCACGAGUCGAGCUAGCCCGGGGCGAGCGUAAUUUGGCGCGAACAUUCUAGGCGGGAAAAUCACACCUUUCCAGGAGUAGCUGUUGUCAAAAAGAAAUGAUUUUACAAGUCUUGCGGAAUAUUUAGAGGCUAACUUUUACGAGUUUCUUCUGGUAAACGCCACGUGACUUAUGUUCUGAUCUUUUUAAAAUCGGCGCACAGCGGCAAAAAUGUUAUUCCGGACUUGAGAGCCUUGGGUGCUCUUUGGCUGCGCGGUACCUCCCAUGCGACACUACGGUUUAGUAUGGAGGGAUUUGUUGCGAUUCUUAUUCCUGGUAUACAAUGUUUGCGCUAGGCACUACGCAACCUAAAGUAUAGUAGUGCCCAUACCUAGCUAGUAAGUUUGAGCGUGAGAAAAUAAGAAUGAUCGGGUGGAAGAAGGCGGUGGGGGGUGGAGGGCAACCAAAAAAUCUUUCCGAGAACACGCCAGCAGAUUAGCAUUUCUCGUUCUAAUUUUCAAAAGUGAUCUGCAAAACCAUUUGAACAACCUAAUCUUCACCGACCGAUUCCGUGGGUUAAUAUAUUUAUAUAUUCUUUUUACUAUAUUUUGUAGGUUUGUUUUCCUCAGAGGUAGAAGCUGAGAAAAUAACAAUCUGUCCCCGGCAUCGCGAUGUGUAUGGAACUCGGUGGAAGUGCAACAAAAGACGAUGUGUUAUUCCCAGCGUCAUUAGCGGUCAUACCGGUAUAUCACCUCCAAAAGGUGACCGAGGAGUCACCUUUUUACAAGCAGAAUCGAUAUUCAGUGUUUUGGGGGUACUAGUACCAAUCGGAGUACGUAAGUAUCACUAAAUAUAAGUAAAAUUCUCAGUCAACGAUACUUUAAGUACGCUAAGUUACUGCUUUAAGUUCGCUACGAUCAUUACGAUCGUCAACGGCGCCCACCUUUAUUCAGUGAUUAAAGCUACAUUUCUGUGAUAAAACUGGCCUCUUCAUUGAAAUACUAGCUGGCUUUAGUAACUGUUCUAACAUCUUGUUAAGUCAUGAAGUCAAUCCAAGGGUCUGGUACUUUAGAGCAAUCGUCCUUUCUUUGCCACGUUUCGCUGUCGUUCGAUUCCUCUUCAGUCAUCCAAGAGAGAACAAGCAGUUUGCAUGCAACGAAACAGUGCUCUGAUUUAAGCAUCGACGAUUGCGAUAGAAAGGAAUGUGAAGGAAUUUAUAGUGAUGCUGAUGUUGAUGACGGUGUUAGGGAUCUUUCUAAAUUCCAUGCGGAUGGCAACAGCAUUGAGGGUAGCCUUUAUAGUUGUAGUAAAGGCGAUGACAUCUGCAAAGUUCAAGUGCCCGGUGGCGUUGGUGAUAGUGGUAGUAACGAUUGUUCGUGUAGCGAUGAUAAUUUUGGUUGCAAUAACGUUGGUGAUGAGAGAGAUGUUGGCGUUGAUAUUAAUAAUCAGGAAGAUGACGGCUGUGAUUAUGUUUGCACUCUGGCCGCUCCAAAUGACACUGUUAGUGGUCGGGAUGAUAAUGGUGAUAGUGGCGGAAAUAGUGGUGAUAAUGAUGUUUGUUGUGGAGACACUAGUGGGACCGAUUGUGGAUAUAAAGGCAACUCCCUGGUAAGCUACAUUUGUUUUUCCAGUAUCUGUUUCUAUACGAGCUACAUCUUACCAAUUUGAAAAGCAAUUGACUUUAACGAGUUGAAAAUUGAGAAAAUUUUAGCCUUUCUCCCCUGGUUACCAAUGAUUAAAAUUUUUAAAACUAAAACAACUUUUUAAUUAAAUUUGCAGGUUCUUUCACCCAUAGAAGCUGAGAGAAGAAAGUUACAAAAAGUCGAAAAAGAAAGAGUAAGUCUCGUUGCAGAUGCGAUGAGAUCGCAUGUGGUAGAAUUUAGAAAAACUCAGUUGAACGAAUUUCUUAAAAGUUCUGGCUUAGCUCCAGUUCGUAAGGUAGACAUGGGAUCACCAACAGCAGCAGAAAGAACAAGAAGAAGAAACAUAGCUGAAGCAUGCCAAGUUAUGGUUGCUGUUUUGCGAGUACUGUCACCAAAUUAUCCCUGUGAACUGUGGCUAAACGUAAAGGACUCUAACGACAUGUGUGAAGCUUUAGAAGUACGUAAAGAGGUUGCCUUAAGAGAAGAUGACGUGAAGUAUCUGCGAGCGCUUUCUGAAUCAUACAAUAACGCCACAAGUGCAAAUGUUAAACUGCAAAUUCUUUCUAUAAUGGCGGAUAUCACCACGUUGCAAGAAAUACGCAAUUACAUUCCAGGCCUAACAAAAUAUAUGUUUUGUCAAGCAAGACAACAUAUUUUAGUUUCUGGGCGAGGAGCUCCUGUAAUUGCAAAACAAAGCCCGAGAUGGAGAAUCGAUCUUAACCAGUUGGAUCACUUCUUGGAUUUUAUUACCAGUCCCUACAUCGUGCAGGAUUUACCAUUCGGUGAACGGUUUCUGAAAUUGUCAACUGGGGAAGUAGUGCAGACACCGAAUGUUAUCAGAGUAUCGGUCAGCGGACACAUCAUUGACCAAUACGUACAGUAUUGCAACGAAACAGAGGUGAAACCUCUAAGCAACAGCACAUUACGACGCAUUUUAUCCUCCUGUCAGGCAUCUACGCGAAAGUCCUUACAAGGUCUCGAUUACUUUGUUUGUGAGGGUAGCAAGGCCUUUGAUGACUUGGAACAACUCAUUGGGAACCUUGUUGACAGUGGGUUUGACGCACGUACAGCGCAAAACUUACAGAUGAAGUUAAAGGAGGGAAAGAAUUACGUUAAAACGGAUUUCAAAGUAAGAACCUAUGGUAAUAUAAUUAUUAAAUGUGUAAUUCCAGAAAAUGUCCAUACCCCCCCUCCCCCACGGAGGGCAACGGAAAUUCUGAAGGGAGGUGGGUCCAUAAGAUAGCAACUUUUGAGGGGGUGGGGGUGGCAAGCUACUAGUUAUUUUACUCUCAAUCGGUGUUCCAAAACAAAUUUUUUUUUUCAUCGAUGAUCUUUUAUUUGCAGUCGGCUGAGUGCUUUUUUACAGCUUGUACGAUUUUAUAUAACAAUUGUCGUCGGCUCGUGAAUAAACGUCUGGUUAUCUAUGGGUUGCUUUGUUGCACAAUAUAUCGCGGUAUUCAAUAUAAUGUGGUCAUGUUGUAUUAAUAAGCUUUCUUCUAACACGUUUUUAACUGAAAAGAAGUAAUUGAAGUUCAUUGGUUUAAGAGAAGGAGAUGACAAACACCCCUGAAAUAGAGAUUCCAGGGGUGCGGGUCUAAAACAAAAGUGCCCUCGGUGAGGGUAUGGAUAUUUUUCUACCUACACAAUCUACCAUGUCUUUCGGCGCUCCUGAUUUGAAGAAGAGUGUACUUUAAAGCACACUGUUUAUAAUGACGAGUGGGAGUGAUACAGUGGGGAAAAGUUUUUUUUCAUUUUUUUUAUUGCGAAUUAUUUGCCAAUCCGAUCUGUCAAAUGAUGCGCUGUCAAAAAUAACAUUUUCGUCAUUGUUUAGUGUCUCUGUCAUAUUUUAUGUAUAUUCUCCAGAAUAGUCUGGUCUCGCUUAAUCUUGCUCUGAGACUAUCUUGCUUCUACAAUAGGUUCACGUUUCCAGCUCUUCGCGCGUGUCAGAUCACUGUAGCCAAUAUGCACUAAGUGACAGUAAAGAUCCUGCUUUUAGAGGUACCUGCACUCAAGAUCAUGACCUGAUAUGCAAUCGCUGUGAAGACCUUAAAAGCUGUUCUGUCCGACACCCAAAAGUCAAUUCAGGAAUCCUGCUUCGAGUGCCAGUAUGAUAAGGAGGAUGCUCUUCACAGAUUUCAAGAAGCAACUCGAGCAAUUCAGCUCUGGAAGUCACACCAACUCAGACUUGUUAAUCAGGAUAAUGCCCGUAUAGAAGUCAUUGAAUGCCUCGAUGACAGCAAAGUGCUCCUUGUACAAGACUGGGCUAUGAAAUUUCUCCCUCGUCAGUACCGAGAAUCCCAAGGAGAAUGGUUUGCGAAAAAAGGGAUCUCCUGGCACAUCACUGUAGCGAUCAGAAAGAAAGAGAGUGAACUUGAAACACAGGCGUUCGUGCAUGUAGUUGAGAAGUGUAUCCAGGACAGCCCUUGUGUUGUCCAGUUAAUGGAACAUGUUCUUUCUACUCUCAAGAGGGAACACCCUGAGAUCAAAAGCGCCUUUUAUCGCCAAGACAAUGCAGGCUGCUACCAUGCAGCCAACACCAUCCUUGCCUGUAAAGACAUCAGCCAGCGAUCGGGAAUCUUCAUUCAACAAUUAGACUUCUCCGAUCCACAAGGAGGAAAGGGCGCUUGUGACCGUUUUGCAGCAACGAUGAAAAACCAUGUACGCUCUUUUGUUAACGAAGGUAACGACGUCCUUACAGCAGAGCAGUUUCUUUCUGCACUUACCUCACGAGGUGGAGUGUCUGGAGCCCGAGUGUCUCUGGUACAAGGCAACAGUUCUAGUAAAACCAAUGUAAAGUGGCCAGGAAUCAGCAAGCUGAACAAUUUUGAGUUUAGCAGUGAUGGAGUGAGGGUAUGGCGAGCUUAUCAAGUUGGCGAAGGAAAGUUUUUCCCUUGGUCAGAAUUUGAAGGUACUUUUUAUCCUCUCUAUCUAUCUCUCUCACUAACUCUCCCUCUCCCCUACUGCUACUCUCCUCCACCCCCCAAAAAAAAGACUUUGCUUCAAUCGUUUGAAAAUUGGUGUUUGGCUUUUUUUAUUACAGUGGGCACUGUUUGAUAUUAACUAUUUUAUGCUUCAGGAAAGGAAUAUCCUAUCAGUUCAAUGACGAAUGCCACGUUUUCAAAUGGAGACUUUCGCCCCAUAAAAACCCGAAAAAAGAAACACGAAGUUCAGCAGGAGACGUUAGCCGACGUCGACUGUGAAGAAGAAGAAGAGGAGACUGAGGGGACCGCCUCUGGGAGAUUGUUUUCUUGUCCAAACGAAGGGUGCGUUCGUGUCUAUACCCGUUACGGAUCUAUGGUCAAUCAUGUUACCUACGGAAAAUGCGACUUCAGAGAAGAAAGAGAAUCUGUGAUGGACACUGCAAAGGUCUUGUACAGUAAAAAGCUUUGGGUCAGUGAUGGUCGUAUUUCAGCUACAGCAAACGUCCAUUGCAAUCAAGCAACAUCAAGCAGUUUACACCAGAACGAAGAAGAAGGCUGGGCACUGAAAUCGAUCAAGAAAAACAAACCUUUCAGUGACAAACAGAAAAAAUUCCUAGAAGAAAAGUUCAUGGUUGGCGAAACGACGGGAAGAAAGUUGGACCCUGUAACUGUAGCCGCCAGAGAAAUGAAAACUGCUCGCCAAGAUGGUAACGGAGAGAGACUUUUUUCUUCUUCAGAAGUAUUGACCGCGACCCAGAUUCAAAGUUUUUUCUCUAGAAGGGCAAGAUGUGGGAGAUUUUCCGAAAAUGACCCAGAAAAUCAGGAAGCUGUCCAAGUGGAAGAAGAACUUGAAGACUUUCGGAGAGAUGUAAUAGAGCAAGUGCAACCCAGACAUCCAAUCAUGUAUGAUGUCCACAACUUGUGUGAUCUUGUAGCUUCAGGGAAACUAAAGAAACUCACAUUACCGAAGCUGAAGGAAAUCUGUAGCGCUUUUGAGCUGAAUCUUCCUGAGGAACGGAAGAAAGCCCCUUUUCUAGAUGCUUUGACCAAAUUAGUUAAGAAUUGCUCGUGUUGGUCCUCUUGA
Molecule: messenger RNA, 5870 nt
Organism: Porites lobata
Lineage: Eukaryota; Metazoa; Cnidaria; Anthozoa; Scleractinia; Poritidae
Source: the annotation of a GenBank genome assembly